CACCAAAGAAGAACAACAAGAAGAAAGAAGAAGAAGUCUUGCCCACAUGACAUAAUUCAUAUUUUUGUGUUGAGAUAGCUGAUGAUAACUCGCAGGUGUUGUGAAUAGACAAACUCCAGUGCAGUAUUAGCUCCCCUAGAAGUUAUAAUGUGUAUAUUUUCAUGUCGCUGCUGGUGAAAGUGUAAGCAAACAGAUGCUCCCGGCUAGCAAGCUAAGCUAACGCUGUAACAGUUAGUCCAUGACAACAAGCUCCUUUCACAGCUUAGCUUAGCACAGUCACCAACGUUAUGGAGCCUCGGUGAUCAACAUGUUGUGAAACCGAGCACGGCACUCAGUAGGUACACUCAUUAGGCAUCAUUUACCAGUUUUUGGGGGACUGUUAGCCAACUUCCCCCCCGAGGAGAGCCGGCUCCUGUUUGAGCGAAGCUAGCCCUGCCACCCAGCCCCGGGCCUGGCUCCUGACGAGGAAGCGGCAUCCGAGGAAGCGCCCACCAGAUUCUGCACUGUCGUGCGCUGCAGAUUUGCAAAAUGAAGAUGUUUUCCGUCUCUCACAAGACGGCCUUCGUGGUGGACCACUGUCCCUACAUGGCCGAGUCCAGUCGCCAGCAGGUUGAGUGUGACGUGCUGACAAAGAGUCGAGCGCAGGGGGUCAUACCUUUGGCCCCCGUGUCCAAGUCCCUGUGGACCUGCGCCGUGGAGUGCUCCAUGGAGUACUGCCGGAUCCUCUAUGAUGUUUACCCAACAAACAAACUGGUCAAUUACAUUGUGAGUGAUUCAGAGUUCCACAUCUUGAAUAGCUGGAGGCAGGAAGACCAGAGCACACACGAGCUCAUGGCAGCUCUGGCAGCUGUCGGGCCACCCAACCCACGUGAGGAUCCCGAGUGUUGCAGCAUCCUGCACGGGUUGGUCGCCGCCGUCGAGUCGUUAUGCAAGAUCACAGAGCUGCAGCACGAGAAGCGCACCGCCCUGAUGGACACAGCUGAGAGGGUUGCCAAUAGAGGACGUAUUAUCUGCCUAACCAAUGCUAAAAGUGAUACUCACGUGCGCAUGUUGGAAGACUGCAUCCAGGAGACUAUUUUAGAACAAAACAAGUUGGCAGCAGGCUCAGACAGACUAAUGGCCAUUCAACAGUGUGAGCUGGUUCUAGUUCACAUCUACCCACAGGGAGAGGACACGCUGGUCUCUGACCGACCAAAGAAAGAGAUAUCUCCUCUGCUCACCAGUGAGGUGCACAGUGUUCGGGCAGGGAGACACCUGGCCACCAAACUUAACAUCCUGGUCCAGCAACACUUUGACCUCGCCUCCACCACCAUUACAAACAUCCCCAUGAAGGAAGAGCAGCACGCUAACACAUCAGCCAAUUAUGACGUUGAGCUCCUGCAUCACAGAGACGCUCACCUGGAGUUCUUCAAAAGUGGAGACCUGCACAUGGCUGGCAGCACCAGUCGAGACAGUGGCCUCAAGGAGACGGUUACACUGAAAUGGUGCACUCCUCGAACCAACAGCAUAGAGCUCCAUUACUGCACAGGAGCCUAUCGAAUCUCCCCCACAGAUGUAAAUAGUCGGCCCUCGUCAUGUUUGACUAACUUUCUCCUUAACGGUCGAUCAGUGCUGCUGGAGCAGCCGAGGAAGUCGGGGUCAAAGGUCAUCAGCCACAUGCUCAGCAGCCACGGUGGCGAGAUCUUCCUGCAUGUGCUCAACAGCACCCGCUCCACCUUAGAGGACCCGCCGUCCAUCAGCGAAGGCUGCGGCGGUCGAGUGACAGACUACCGCAUCACUGAUUUCGGUGAAUUUAUGCGGGAAAACCGGCUGAUGCCUGUUUCGGAGUCCGCCCAUGACCCCUCUGGGAAGCUACCAGCUGAGAGAGCCAAAGCUCAGCUCGAACGCCACACUCGUUACUGGCCGAUGAUCAUCUCCCAGACCACCAUCUUCAAUAUGCAGGCGGUGGUUCCCCUGGCCAACCUGAUAGUGAAGGAGACGCUGACUGAGGAGGACGUGCUGACCUGUCAGAAGACAGUCUACAACCUGGUAGACAUGGAGAGGAAGAACGACCCUCUUCCCAUUUCCACAGUGGGCUCCAGAGGCAAGGGCCCCAAGAGGGACGAACAGUACCGCAUCAUGUGGAAUGAGCUAGAAACGCUGGUGAAAACUCAUGCCGGAGCCACUGACAGACACCAGCGUGUUCUGGACUGCAUCGUCGCCUGCCGCAGCAAACCUCCCGAAGAGGAAGAGAGGAAGAAGCGAGGGAGAAAGAGGGAGGAUAAGGAAGACAGGACAGAGAAAAAUGGCAGCAAGGACACAGACGAUAAAAGCUGGCAAGACUCUGACAGGCUAAAGGGGAUGCUGGAUAAAGAAGAGCAAGAGUCGGAGGUGAUAAAAGAUUCCCCAGACUCCCCAGAGCCGCUCAACAAGAAGCCCCGCCUUUCCACAGACGAGGUCCAGCCUCCAGAAAGAGCAAAAGGUCCAGUGUCACUCCUCAGCUUGUGGACCAAUCGGAUCGCUGCAGCCAACUCCAGGAAGCACCAAGAGUUUGCUGGGAGAAUCAACUCAGUCAAUAACAAGGCUGAGCUGUACCAGCACCUUAAAGAUGAGAAUGGUAUGGAAGUUCAUGAAAAUGGCAAGGCAUCCAGAUGAUGUAACCCAGGACUGCCGUUGCACCGCCUUUUCUAAUGAAAUGUGGACCACAGUGUUCGUCAGACUCACACUGUUUCAAACAAGGACAUGGAAAUAAAACAGACAAUGAACUCCAACAUGAAUUUUAUAGAUUUUUUUUUUUUUUUUACACAAGUUUUUGUAGAUAUGCUGCUCACAUUGUGUAAAGCAAUAAAAGCUGUCAAUAGUGAA
This is a messenger RNA of Myripristis murdjan (pinecone soldierfish), 2844 nucleotides long. It is a transcript of the gene ints13, whose product is annotated as integrator complex subunit 13. The coding region runs from base 529 to 2634 and encodes 701 amino acids. Gene Ontology annotation, cellular component: integrator complex. Lineage: Eukaryota; Metazoa; Chordata; Actinopteri; Holocentriformes; Holocentridae. The transcript is spliced from 17 exons. Gene Ontology annotation, biological process: centrosome localization; regulation of mitotic cell cycle. The record is from RefSeq and is a predicted model, not a curated record.